AUGAUUUCAAUAGCAAGACAGUCGGCGAAGUUGGCGUCGAAGCUUUCCUUCCCGGUAGCACGCCCUUCGUCACUUUUAGUCAGAAGAAGCCUGGUUCAAUCGACAAGAAAACUGCAACAGGAUCCAAAGAAGCCCCAAUCUAUCCUAACCGAAGAUUUGCUGGCAAAAGCUGGUGUGGAUGUUGAUGAGAACGCUGACAAGCCUAAGGAAACUGAAUCGUCGGCUGGUGACACCCAAGGUAACACUAGUGGAAGCGGUAAGAAGAGAAGAAAAAGACAAACGUCGACGGAUAUCAAGAGAGAGAGAUAUGCCAAUUGGUUUUAUAUUUUCUCAUUGUCCGGUUUGACCGGUACAGCACUUUAUAUGGGUAGAGACUGGGAAGAAGGUGAGUCCGAAGAACUCAAGAAAGGUAUCGACAAUGGAUAUACACCUGCUUUAAUGUUUCAAAGAUUCAAAGCCCGUUUCAACUCAAUGUUCACUUAUUUCCAAGAACCUCCAUUUGAAGAUUUGUUACCACCACCUCCCCCAGCUCCAUACCAAAGACCUCUAACUUUGGUUAUUACCUUGGAAGAUUUCUUGGUCCAUUCUGAAUGGUCCCAAAAGUAUGGUUGGAGAACUGCAAAGAGACCUGGCUGUGACUAUUUCCUCGGUUACCUAUCCCAAUAUUACGAAAUUGUUUUGUUUUCCUCCAACUAUAUGAUGUAUGCGGAAAAGAUUGCAGAAAAGCUUGAUCCAAUUCAUGCCUUUGUCUCCUACAAUCUUUUUAAAGAACACUGUGUCUAUAAGGAUGGUGUCCACAUCAAGGACAUUUCUAAAUUGAACAGAGACCUGGGUAAAGUGGUUACUAUAGAUACCGAUCCAAAUACCUACAAGCUACAACCUGAGAACGCAAUCCCAAUGGAUCCAUGGACUGGCGAAGCAGACGAUAAGUUGCUAAGACUGAUACCAUUUUUGGAAUACCUUGCAACUCAACAGGUCAAUGACGUUAGGCCGAUCUUGAAUAGUUACCAUGACAAGAAGCAAAUCCCCCAAGAAUUCGAACAACGUGUGCAGAAGCUAAAGGAAAAAUUUUACAGCGAUCAAAAAACAAAGACGGAAGGAAACUGGGCUUUGAAACUUCUUGGUGUGGCUAACACCAUGGGUUCCCAAGGAAGUAAAUUUCCAUUGGAUUUAAUUCGCGAAGAAGGUGAAAAGAACUACGUUCGCUUCAUCCAACUAAUUGAAGAAGAGAAAGAAAAAAUCAGAAUUCAGCAAGAACAGAUGGGUGGUCAAACUUUCACUUUGAAGGACUACGUCGAGGGUAAUAUUCCUUCACCCGAAGAACAGUUGAAAAUGCAAAUGGAGAAGCAACAGGAGAUCGAUGCUUUGUUUGAAAAGCAGAAGCAGGAGAAAAAACUUCAACAGCAACAACAACAACAACAACAACAAAACUAA
This is a messenger RNA of Torulaspora delbrueckii, 1434 nucleotides long. It is a transcript of the gene TIM50, whose product is annotated as protein translocase subunit TIM50. The record is from RefSeq and is a predicted model, not a curated record. The transcript has a single exon. Bases 1 to 1434 code for a protein of 477 amino acids. Gene Ontology annotation, molecular function: phosphoprotein phosphatase activity. Lineage: Eukaryota; Fungi; Ascomycota; Saccharomycetes; Saccharomycetales; Saccharomycetaceae.